AUGUCUUCGGGCCACGUGACCGCCCAAGACAACCAACUGGACGCUGUGGAGGGUAGUUUCUCUCCGUCUGGAGAUGGGGAUGAUCUCCUACAACUGCAGGAAAAUUACAGGCUAUCACAUGUUGACGGUGUUGGAGAUGCUGUGCAUGUGCAGGAAGAUUGCUUAGCGGAUGGGCUUUCAAAUGGAUCUAUCAUCAGCGUAAACAUGGAUGAUGAGGAAGAUUGCCUAGCAGAUGGGGGUAACGUGGAUGAUGAGGACAAGGGAAAACAAGGGCAUCUCUCACGAGAAGAACUUCACAGCGAAGACAGCCCAGCCAGCCCAGCUGGCGUUUGCCCAACAAUGCAUGGCGAGUGGCAGAGUGAGGGCUUCGCCGGCCACAUGAACGACAAAACGUUGCUGCACUUGCAGAACUUUUGCAGCGACCGUGAUUCCAGGUGCUGGCGGAUACUUCUUCCGAUUUGUUGCAUGACCAUCUUUGGAGCGAGUUUGGCACUGGUUGUGCUUUGGGCCUUUGUUUUCUUUCCCUUUCAGAAGCCAGAGAUGGGUUUUUGGGGAAAUUGGAUGUUCAACUUUGUGGCGCAUCCUGUUGCAAACUACAUCGUUGCUCGAGGGGUCAUUGGGUGGUUCGCGAGACAAAUCUUGUGGGACCUGGAGAGCAGGCCUUCUUUGUGCAAAGCGCAAAGACCAGAGAUUACAAGACAAGUUGAGAGAUCUCUGCAUUUGGCGCCGAUAGCAGACUCACUUUGGUGUGCCAGCGAGCACGUGCUCUUGUCCUUUGCGAAUGUUUACCCAAUUCCAUUCUCAACGGUGCUCUCAUGCACCCCAGCAGCAUUUUCGAGCAUGGGAGUUUUCUACCUCCUCCUUCCCAAAGAGGUGCGAGCUCUCCAGAGCACGGCGAGCUUCGCAAAGUUCACGUUUAGCUCUUGGUCAGCGUAUUUCUUUCUCUAUGCUGGGAUGCUUUUCUAUACAGCCUUUUUCAGCAAGGUGGAGAUGGGAGUGCAGUUAGCCAUGAGCUUAGCUCUUUCCACAAUCGAGCUCUCCGUGGUUACCAUCUCCAGGACUUUGGGCAUGUGGUGGAACAUUCCUGUCCACGUUGUGCGGGAGAUGCGGACUUGCAUCAAACUUCCAGUGGUCAUCUUCAAAGCCUCCAUGUUAUCUGAGGCCAAGGGAAUUUGGGUGUUUCUCAGCCUGGUUCUACCAGAAGCCGUGCAAAUUUUGAGUUCUGUUGGUUUGGUGCUCUUUGAUCUCUUGUCGAACAAUCAAGAGACUGAACAAGCCUUGGCCAUGGCCAAUAUAAGGAACAUAAGGUCCACACAGCAAGUCGCACAAACCUGUCGCACGUCAUACCGUGGAUUGAAGGGCGUGCGACGAAGGUUGAAAGAGAUUGCUCAAAGCUGUGAACAGAUUUCAAAGAAGGAUCUUCAUCAGAUAAGUUGGGCAAAGGAAGAUGUCAAAUUGCUGAAUGAAGUCUCCAGCUCACUCUCAGCUGUCGUCAUGUUGGAAGUAUGUGAGAUAAUGGCCCCUUUGAUUUACAUAUGUCUUUUAUUGUGCUUGCAAAGCAGCACUUUCUUGGGACACAACAGCUCUUACUAUCUGGGAUUGGCAGAUGCCAAUUUAGAGGAAAGUCUCAUCGCGAACAGCUACAGCCUUUUGCUUGAAGUAAUUCUGUUGCUGGUCACGGAGCUGUGCAUGAGGGCGGUGAUUGGAAUGAGCUUCUGUAGCUUCAUCGGCUUCGUUCUCCGUUGUGAUUUCAGUUUCUGGUUGAGUACGCUCUCGAUGGCGUACAUUACUUGGCUAACGAUGUUGGUCCAGCACACUGGACACGAUUAUACAUUUCAAUUUUCUUGGCUGAAAACUGCCCUCAGUCUAUAA
Molecule: messenger RNA, 1872 nt
Organism: Cladocopium goreaui
Lineage: Eukaryota; Dinophyceae; Suessiales; Symbiodiniaceae
Source: the annotation of a GenBank genome assembly